Molecule: messenger RNA, 1650 nt
Organism: Suillus bovinus
Lineage: Eukaryota; Fungi; Basidiomycota; Agaricomycetes; Boletales; Suillaceae
Product: Glc-6-P isomerase
Exons: 4
Coding region: 1-1650 (549 amino acids)
Biological process (GO): glucose 6-phosphate metabolic process; gluconeogenesis; glycolytic process
Cellular component (GO): cytosol
Molecular function (GO): glucose-6-phosphate isomerase activity; carbohydrate derivative binding; monosaccharide binding
Source: RefSeq, a predicted model, not a curated record
AUGAGCGGAAGACCAGCUACGGAGUACAGUGCCUGGAAGAAGCUCCAGCAGACGUAUGAUACCCAACAUGCAAGGCUCAUCCUGAAGGAUCUGUUCGCUCAGGACCCUAGCCGUUUCUCAAAAUUCUCCGAGGAGUAUGUCGACUCAACCGACAAGAACACAACAUUCUUGCUCGAUUACUCUAAACAACUCAUUACACAACCCAUCUUAGACACGCUCCUAUCUCUCGCUCGCGAGGCAGAGCUUGAGACCUACCGCGACAAGAUGUUUGCCGGCGAGCACAUCAACACAUCAGAAGAUCGCGCCGUCCUACACGUUGCUCUCCGCAACUUCAAUGAUUUCAAGAUCCAGGAGGGUGGUGUUGAUGAGGUCGCUGCCGUACUCGCGCACAUGAAGGAGUUCUCCGAAGCAAUCAGGAGUGGUUCAUGGAAGGGUUACACUGGAAAGACGAUUAACACGAUUGUCAACAUCGGUAUCGGUGGUUCGGAUCUCGGACCAGUUAUGGUCACCGAGGCACUCAAACCUUAUGCGAAACGUGACUUGACCGCCCACUUCGUCUCUAACAUUGACGGAACCACAUCGCUGAGACUCUCAGACUAUGUGACCCCGAGCGCACCUCUUCAUCAUCGCUUCCAAAACUUUCACCACCCAAGAGACUAUCACCAAUGCCGAAUCCGCUCGCGAUUGGUUCUUGGCAGCAGCCAAGGACAAGUCCCACGUUGCAAAGCACUUCGUCGCCCUCAGCACGAACACAGCGGCUGUCACUGCAUUUGGCAUGAUAAAGCAAACAUGUUCGCCUUCUGGGACUGGGUUGGUGGGCGCUACAGCUUGUGGAGUGCCAUCGGCUUGUCCAUCUCCAUCUAUAUUGGCUAUGAUAACUUCGAGCAGCUCCUGAAGGGUGCUCACGGUAUGGAUAAGCAUUUCAAGGAGACUCCCCUCGAGAAAAACCUUCCCGUGCUCAUGGCUGUUAUCGGUAUCUGGUACAACGAUUUCUAUGGCGCCCAGACUCAUGCACUCCUGCCCUACGACCAGUACCUACACAAAUUUGCCGAUUAUUUCCAGCAAGGAGAUAUGGAGUCUAACGGAAAGUUUGUUACCAAGGGUGGUCAACGUGUUGACUACCAGACAGGGCCUAUCAUCUGGGGUGCUGCAGGCACUAACGGACAACAUUCGUUCUAUCAACUAGUGCACCAGGGCACGAAACUCAUUCCCGCAGAUUUCAUCGCCCCUGCCACAAGUCACAACCCCAUCGCCAAUUCCAAGCACCACCGUAUUCUGCUUUCCAACUAUUUCGCCCAGCCUGAAGCGCUUGCAUUUGGUAAGACAGAGGAGGAGGUGCGCAAGGAACUUGGCAGUGGUGCAAGCGAGGCGCUAGUGAAGAGUAAGGUGUUCGAGGGAAACCGGCCUAGCAACAGCAUCUUGUUCCCGUUGAUGACACCGAGAACCCUCGGUGCGAUCAUCGCGUUGUACGAGCACAAGAUCUUCACCCAGGGUGUCAUUUGGGGCAUCAAUUCUUUCGAUCAAAUGGGUGUCGAACUCGGAAAAGUUCUUGCGAAGAACAUCUUGUCGCAGCUGAAUCACCCGUCCGAUGUGACUGGCCACGACAGUUCGGUGCGUUUAUCUCUUUACUAUGUUUCGCUUUUUGGCUGA